Messenger RNA from Nymphaea colorata (pocket water lily), 659 nucleotides. RefSeq names its product protein PROTON GRADIENT REGULATION 5, chloroplastic. Gene Ontology annotation, biological process: response to high light intensity; photosynthetic electron transport in photosystem I. NCBI's taxonomy places the organism in Eukaryota, Viridiplantae, Streptophyta, Magnoliopsida, Nymphaeales, Nymphaeaceae. Gene Ontology annotation, molecular function: electron transfer activity. Bases 158 to 526 code for a protein of 122 amino acids. The transcript is spliced from 2 exons. The record is from RefSeq and is a predicted model, not a curated record. Gene Ontology annotation, cellular component: chloroplast.
GAGGUCCACGUCGCUUCUCUCUAGAUUCUGAGCCAGAAUCCCAUCUGCCAAUCCUGUGGCCGUCCUUCCACGAUUUUCUCCCCCUUCCUCCUCAUCAACAAAAGGGCCUCGAAGCCCCAUUAGGUUAGUCGAUCAGAGAGGUUGAGGAAGAGAGAACAUGGCCGCCUCCGUGAGCCUGUCUUCGUCCUUCCAUGGAGGUUGGGGUUCCUCCGUAGCAGGGGAGGAGAGCAGCAGCAAGCUGGUGAGGUUGGCGGCGCCGAGCUCGGUGCGGACGGCGCGGCCCUGCAGGUCCAGCCCUGUCAUGAAGAACGUGAACGAAGGGAAAGGGUUGUUCGCACCGCUUGUGGUUGUGACGAGGAACAUCAUCGGGAAGAAGCGGUUCAACCAGCUCAGGGGCAAAGCCAUCGCCCUCCACUCUCAGGUGAUUACGGAGUUCUGCAAGUCGAUCGGGGCAGAUGGUAAACAGAGGCAGGGAUUGAUUCGUUUGGCGAAGAAGAAUGGAGAAAGGUUGGGAUUUCUGGCUUGACAUAUCAUAUGUAGGAGCAGCCCAGCCCCCAUUUCUCUGCUUUCCCUUCUUCCCAGUGUAUUUUACUUUUAUGAGAUGUAAAUGCUCUUCAAUGAUUCUUGACAAUAAUAACUAAACGGGUUUAAUUCUUGAA